UCUGUGUUUCUCUUCCUCACUUCAGGUGAUGCAUCAGAGGCAUAUACCAACGUUGGAUUGCCAAGCAAAGCACCCCCAACUCACACGUAACCGCAGCACAAGUUCAAAAAUACAGGGAGGAGGCAAGGAAUCCAGCGGCAACUUAUCUUAAAGCUUCUUCAUCCACAUGAUCAAUCAACUCUGUCGCUCUCUGUCUCCACAAUCGAGGUCCAAGAGGGUGAAGAGUAGAAGAAGCUACUGUAGGUAGGAAUAGGAUGGACCCAGCGUUGCACAAGGCGGCGGUGCAGGGGAGCGUGGCAAGCCUGAAGAAGCUGGUGGCCGAGAACCCCAACAUCCUUGGUUCCAAGACGCCCCAGCAGAACACCGCGCUGCACAUCGCCGCCGAGCUCGGCCACGCCGGCUUCGCCGAGGCGGCCCUUGGUGUGGACGACAAGCUGCUCGUCAGCAAGAACGCUGACGGGGACACGCCGCUGCACCUGGCGGCCAGGGCGGGGAAGGUGGACGUGGCGGACCUGCUCAUCGGCCGAGCCAGCGCAUGGCCCGCGGAGCAUCCGCGCCACUCCCCCGCCGCGCAGAAUGGAAAGGCCGGGGAACCUCCCCGGAGCUCCCCUGGCACCGCGCAGGGGCCUCUGUUCAUGGCCAACAAGGUCGGCGACACCCCGCUGCACGAGGCGGUGAAGCACGGCAGGAGCGCCGUCGCGCUCAGGCUGCUGGAUGCCGAGCCCGGCCGCGGCCACGCGCUCAACGUGAAGCAGCAGACGCCGCUGCACAUCGCUGCACGGGAGGGCCUCGCCGACGUCGUCGCCAAGAUCGUCAGCCAACCCUGGGUCCACGAGAAGUUCGUCCCCUCCGACUCCGUCAGCGGCACCGCCCUUCACCAGGCCGUCCUCGGCGGCCACGCACGCGUGGUGGAGAUCCUGCUUGACGCGACACCGCCGGACCAGAUCGGGCUGACGGACUCGAGCGAGAACAACGCGCUGCACUACGCGGCGCAGAAGAACAACGCCCGCGUGGUGAAGCUGCUGCUCAACCGGAAGGUGGACCUGGCCUACAAGCGCAACCGCGACCUGCAGUCGCCGCUGCACGUGGCCGCCUACUACGGCUCGACGGAUGCCAUGGUGGAGCUGCUCAAGCAGUGCCCCGACGUGGCGGAGAUGGUGGACAGCAACGGCCGGAACGCCUUCCACGUCGCCAUCACCAGCGGCAAGGUGGACGCCCUCAAGCGCCUGCUCAAGCACGUCCGCCCCGAGGAGAUCGUCAACCGCGUCGACCGCGCCGGCAACACGCCGCUGCACCUCGCCGCCUCCCUAUCGCGCAUCCAGUCGGCGCUGCUCCUGCUCAAGGACCGCCGCGUCAACCCCUGCGUCCUCAACCGGGAGGGCCAGUCCGCGCGCAGCCUCAUCGAGAAGCGCGCCGCCACGGAGGAGAUGGACACCUACGAGAUGUACCUGUGGAAGACGCUCAAGAAGCACGAGGCCUCCAGGUGCAAGAAGGAGCAGCUGCCUCCGAUCGCCACUUACCAGUCGCUGCGCAGCCGGAGGGCUGGCCACGACGAGUACUACGAGCUCAGCGUCGGGACCUACACGCUGGUGGCCACGCUGAUCGCCACCGUCAGCUUUGCGGCCACCUUCACCAUGCCAGGGGGGUACAGCCAGACCGAUGGCACGGCCCUCCACGGCCACAAGGCGGCGUUCAAGAUCUUCGUUAUCUCCAACACUGUGGCCAUGUGCAGCUCCAUCGUCGUCGUCUUCUGCUUCAUCUGGGCAUGGCGGGACCCCGUCAAGUUCAAGCUCGAUCAGCUCAUGUGGGGCCACAGGCUCACCAUCCUCGCCUGCCUCGCCAUGGUCGUCUCGCUCAUGACCGCCGUCUACAUCACCGUUGCGCCCACGGCGAGGUGGCCUGCGUACGUUGUGAUCGCCAUCGGAGUCAGCACUCCCGCCGUGGUGUUCCUCAUCCUUGGGAAAGAGGCGUUGUACGUCCCAAUGUAAGUGCAGGAUUUUGGUGCUCGAGCUCCAUGGAGCUGGUUCGUUUGAAAGUUAAGAAAAAACACAUUUCAAAGUUUCAAACAAUUCUAAAGAAAUUACACAGUGAGAUAUGAGAGUAUACUA
Messenger RNA from Aegilops tauschii subsp. strangulata, 2108 nucleotides. RefSeq lists its product as uncharacterized. Gene Ontology annotation, molecular function: protein binding. Lineage: Eukaryota; Viridiplantae; Streptophyta; Magnoliopsida; Poales; Poaceae. The record is from RefSeq and is a predicted model, not a curated record. Gene Ontology annotation, cellular component: plasma membrane.